Molecule: messenger RNA, 327 nt
Organism: Dentiscutata heterogama
Lineage: Eukaryota; Fungi; Glomeromycota; Glomeromycetes; Diversisporales; Gigasporaceae
Source: the annotation of a GenBank genome assembly
AUGUUAAUUUUGCAAAAAGGUGCCCGUGUCAUGUAUCUUGAUAAUGCUUUGUUUGAACAUGGUCUUUAUAAUGGAUCUAUUGGAAUCAUAAUUGAUUUAAUCGAUGAUGACACAAUCAGUGUCAUGUUUCCAGCACCACUAAGAAUGAUUAAAGCAACUCGGCGAUGUUCAAAAAAAUUACUUGCCAGAUUUAACCGAACCGUUAAAGUUAGUAAGAUUGAAUCAUCCUUAGAUGAUCAAAAACCUAGAACUGAAAAAGAUAUAUAUGGACAUUUAAUUUAUCCAAAAAAUACAGAGGUGAAAAAUUUCGAGGAUCUUAAAGAUGAA